AUGGCCAAGGAAAUUCAAACCAAGAAGCGCAAGGCUUCUGUGCCUGAGAGCGGGGCUGAGAAGAUCAAGAAGGUCAAGAAGGUCGACGCACAGGCAGUUCCCGCGAAGAAGCGGAAGGCUACCGAUGAUGUCGCUGUCCCUGAGGUGAAAAAGACAAAGGUUGCACCAAGCUCAUCGAAGCCCAAAGUUGAACAACCCGCCAAAGCCAACCCCGCCAAAAAGGCUAUCACAUCGGAGAAGGUUGAGAAGAAAGCCAAUGGCGACGCCAAAUCCUCCAAAGCCACCAAGAAAGGCACUUCGUCUUCGAAAAAGAUCGUAUCCGAGCCAAAGACGAAGGAGCCUGAGCCAGUUCAGUCGGACGACGCUGACGAGGAUGAAGUUGAGGAUGAGGAUGAGGGCGAUGCUUCCGAGGUUGAUGACCAAACAGAGGCUCUUCUCAAGGGGUUUGAGAGUGACGGAGAUGAUGAUGCCGAAAACCAAGAGGGUCUACCAGCUGGCCAAGAAGUUCCCAAGCUCACAAAGAGUCAGAAGAAGAAGCUCAAGAAAGGCACGCAAUCAGGCACGUCCGAUAAGCCAGGAGUGGUCUACAUUGGACGCAUACCUCACGGUUUCUAUGAGCAUGAGAUGCGAGAGUACUUUAAGCAAUUCGGAACCAUUCUUAAGCUUCGCCUAUCCCGUAAUCGCAAGACCGGAGCCAGUAAGCAUUUUGCUUUCGUUCAAUUCGAGUCCGCUACUGUCGCAGAUAUCGUCGCAAAGACCAUGGACAACUAUCUGUUGUUUGGUCACAUUCUCAAGGUCAAGGUCAUCCCAGAUGAGCAGGUGCCUGCAGAUCUUUUCAAGGGUGCCAACAAGCGAUUCAAAAAGGUGCCAUGGAACCAGAUUGAGGGCCGAAAGCUCAAGCAGGGUGCAACUGAAGAAGUAUGGGGCAAUCGGAUUGAGGCAGAAGAGAAGAAGAGAGUCGAGAAAGCCGAAAAGCUGAAGCAGAUUGGCUACGAGUUCGAUGCCCCUAAGCUUAAGUCUGCCAAGGGUGUGUCGAAGCCCGCCGAAGUACCCACAUUGAUAGAGAAGGAGGAUACCGAAGUCAAAGCUAUUGAGGCUGCCCCUAUUUCCAUAGAUUCAACUGUCACAGAGGGGUCGAAAAAGGCGAAGAAAGUCAAGAAGAGCGAAGCUGCCAAAGCCGUUGAAGGUCCUGCCGACGUUCCCGUCUCUGAAGUGGUCAAGAAAGUUGUCAAAGUCAAGAAGGCCAAGACUGGUGAUGUUGUGGAGGCUUCUGAGGUUAAAGUCAAAAAGAGCAAGGCUAGCGAGGUUGUCGAAGUUUCCGAGAUCAGUGUUAAGAAGAAUAACAAGAAGAGCAAGAAGGAAAAGGCUGUUUAA
Messenger RNA from Lachnellula hyalina, 1374 nucleotides. RefSeq names its product putative RNA-binding protein. The transcript is spliced from 4 exons. Bases 1 to 1374 code for a protein of 457 amino acids. NCBI's taxonomy places the organism in Eukaryota, Fungi, Ascomycota, Leotiomycetes, Helotiales, Lachnaceae. Gene Ontology annotation, cellular component: nucleolus. Gene Ontology annotation, biological process: maturation of LSU-rRNA from tricistronic rRNA transcript (SSU-rRNA, 5.8S rRNA, LSU-rRNA). Gene Ontology annotation, molecular function: RNA binding. The record is from RefSeq and is a predicted model, not a curated record.